GAAGAAUUGCAGCAAACGGACAAAGGCACCUUCCACUGGCAGCCCACAGCGCAUGGCUCAGUGGCCAAGGUCGAGUGUCCGUACGGCGCCUACAACCCGGCCAGCGAGUACAAGUACGCGAGACGAAAGUGCCGUCUGCUGCCCACCGGACAAACAGGGUGGAUGAAGGUCUCGGCGCAACACUGCCGAUACAAGAGCUUUCAGACAGCGGAGAACAUCACCUCCGAAUUAGAGUUCCUGACGCACGAUCCAAGCAACAUCAGCCCGGAGCAGCUGCAGAGCUUUGCCGAUAAGAUUGAGCCUGUCCUCGAAUACGCCAUCAAGGAUAUCAAGAUUGCACAGGCCAUGAUUCACGUGAUCAGCAACUUCCUCGCACUCAAUGACAGCGUCAUCGAAGAAGGAGACGCAAAAGGAAUGGCUGUCGAAAAGCUGGUCUCUCUGGUGGAGCGAUUCACCUCGGAGGUGGUGCUGGGGCCUGGCGCGCUAAUCAUCGAGAACGAGAACCUGGUGGUGAAGGCGGUCGCCUGGUCGCCUAAGCUGCUGUCGCAGGGUCAAGAUUUUCUGAGCUUCUCGUUGCGCUCCAACGGAGACCACUAUCUCCACGAGGACUUCUCUGGAGACGGCGACGAGCAGGAUAACGGAGAUAACAUCGUGAUCGCCAUCCCGUUCGAGGCGCUGUCGAUGGCCAUCAACAGCUCUCUUCUGGCUGCCGGUGAACCCUACCGUCCCAUACACGAGGUGGAGAAGGGACCUCGCAUUGCGUUCAUCUCUUACCGCAACGACAAGUUCUUCCGGCCUAAUCGCCACAGCCCGGUGUCAUUGGUCAGCGCAGGCCAAGUAGUGCUUUCCGCGAAGAUCGGCGACAGCAAGAUCGAAAAUCUCACCGAUCCUUUGGUCUACUCGUACCCGACAUACAACGCUGAGCGGUACAUCUGUGCUUUCUGGGAUGAGCGCCGUAAGGAGUGGUCUACCACCGGCAUGACGACAAACCACUCGGCAAACGUGACCGUGUGCACCUCGACGCAUAUGACUGCGUUUUCGCUGCUCUUGGACCCUCUUCCGGAAAAGGCCACGGCACGCCACCACUACCGGAUUCUUUCACUCAUAUCCUACGUAGGGUGCAUCAUGUCUGUCGUCGGUCUGUUCUUCACGAUAUUGACCUACGCUCUUUUCAGAUGCUUGAACAAGGACCGGUCGGGCAAGAUCCUGCUCAACCUGUGUUCGGCGAUGCUCUUCCUGAAUGUCUCUUUCCUGCUGGGCUCAUUACACGAGCGCUUCCCCAGGCUCGAACUGUGUCUCGGCGCGGCCGUGGCCACUCACUACUUCCUGCUCGCCUGCCUCGCGUGGAUGGGUGUUGAGGCAUCCAACAUGUACCAGAUGUUGGUGCACGUGUUCGCUUCUUCCGAGACGUGCUUCAUGCUCAAGCGCAUCCUCAUCGCCUGGGGAAUACCGGCUGUUAUUGUUGGAACGUGUCUGGCCAUAGACUUGGAGCCUUAUAGGGAUCAAGAUGACUACUGCGUGAUAUCAUCCAUCAACCCGUUCAUCUACUACAUCGCAUUCCUGGGCAUCUCCUGCUUCAUCCUCUUCGUCAACUUGCUCGUCUUCAUCAUGGUGACUCGCGUGCUGUUCAAGCCGCGCAUGGCCGAAGCCAACGCGAAGGCCGCCAAUCACAACUCGAGCUCCGGCUCCAGCCCCGCCGGUGCUGCCAACCCGUCCAUCACCGUGGCGCAAGUUCGCGGCGCCUUCACCGUCAUGACCCUGCUGGGCGUCACGUGGAUAUUCGGCGUGUUCGCCGUGGGCGAGGCCAAGACGGUGUUCCAGUACGUCUUCUGCGUGUGCAACUCGAUGCAGGGUUUCCUCAUCUUCGUGGUGAGAGUGCUGCAGUACCCGGAGGCACGAGCGUCCUGGGCGCAGCUCGUCACCACGGGAACGUUCAAGAAGCACCGCGGUGGAGCGGUGCCCGCGGGAUCCUGGUGCACCAACUCGAAUCCCAAGCAAAACAGCCAUUCGUCCAUGGUGCGGGUUACGUCCAGCAGCACGGACAGCACCAGUACCGUGGUAUUCAACAGUAACAUCUGGAGCAAGGGUGGUGGAGCAGCAGGCGCCAGGGACCACCCCGCGAUACUGCCCCGUUUCUCGGGUGUCCGAAGGUUGCUCAAGAACUCGAACGUACAGAAGGACGACAAGGGUGCAGGAACACUGCCUAAGAAGAUCAAGUCCUCGCACAAGGUGGUCAAUGACGAGUCUGAUUCCAAGGAGAAUCACAAGGAAUUUUACUCCUCUGAACAUCAAGUCACAUCUGUGGUCCCAGACCUCUACUCAGGCCAAGAGCAGGAAAUCAUAAAGACCAACAGCGUGAAGGCGUCCGAUCCUCUAAACCAUUUCAACGAUCAGUCGCGCAACAUGACCACAACCAUGGGCUUGGGGAGCGAGCAAAAAGCCCACAUCUUGUUCGCCUACGCCGGUGGCGAGACCACUCCCAUUCGAAUCAACGGCAUCGUGCAAUCACCAAUGGACAAGCCCAAGCUGGAGUCGUUCAGCACGUUCCAGAGGCCAUCGCCUGUGCCAACGAGCACGCCGAACGUUCCCGAACUGCCCCCUUUCUGGAACCUCCCUCCGGAGGCGGUGACAGUUGCGGCAGAAUCUUCCCAAACUGUUGGUUCGGACCGUGGGUCUAUUCGGAGUUCCUUGAAGAUGACCACUGAAGAGACAUCGUUCUCAAUAGCGAAUGGAGGCAGCGUUACGAUAGCGUCCUGAGGACCUAAAUAGCUGCAAGUGACUACUGUGUUCACCUUUUCCAAUUGAGUUCCUCGGUGAUAAACUGUCAGUGAUGUUUUAGCAUUCCGAAAACAAGCCGAUUUCUUGCCAGUCAUUCAUUGUUGGCUUGUGCCAUGAGCCCUUUGGUCAACACGAACAUCAACUUUCGGUGAUGCGCUCCGUCUCAUCCGAGAAUCAAGAAGACGCCUAACCGUUGACAUCGUUGCAGUUCGUGAGCGCAAUUACUGUCGGUACGCGGCGACAACUUGGAGCCCCGUGCCAGCACAUUGUCGGCAACGCGUUGCUGGGCGCGAAUGCGUCCAUUUCACGUCACACGAUAGGGCCCUGUUAUCGAGUCCGAAGUUCGUGUCAUGACGCAACCGGCUUUCAGCGAUAAGAAGGUGCAAUACUUGUAAGCAGAAUUACACGUCAAGUCAUCUUGUGGUGUGACUAAAACGGGGCGACAUCGUGUGCCGUUGCGCCGCAAGUGUGUCGAAAAUGUGCCCGGUGUAGUUACCGCUGAAUCCCUAAUAAAAUGGUGGAGCAGAAACCUGAUCAAGAGGGGAGGAUGGCGUGCCUACUGUGCACAGUACAAGGACUUGGAACAGCGUUCUCUACUAGAAUCGUUGGCCUUCAAAUGUGGUGUUGUUUCUCUGAAGAUUAGUGAUCAUAACGCGAUGAAAGUGAGAGACCAGAAACUCGAGGGUGUCAACUUGUUGUUUGUUCUUGUUGUUACGUCUUGCCCUUGAACAUUCAGCCAUAACCUUGGCCAAAAGAAGGAAAAAGCGCCGUUGCCUUGCGCUCUUUACAUUUUGGUGCCGUGGUGUGUUGCUGACUUACGAGUCCCUGUUAAUCGUUUUUGAAGAAAAAAAAAAGGUUUCCAAAUGUCCUACUUGUGCGACAAAUCAAUGUGUAUGAAAUGAACUGGCAGUGAAAAUGUACGGUUGGUCUAUUUUGCCGUCGUCAUCUCCGCUCAUUCAUAUUCAUUUGCUGGUUUCACUAUGCGACACGAAUGAAGGCUCAAGAGUGCCGUCUCGCCUGCUUUAAAAUGCAAUUUGCGCGUCGUAUGAAGAGCUCAGCACCAAAACGAGUCCAUAAAUUUAUUCCAUGCUCUAUUCCUCUCACAUUCUGUGUUCGUCAGGACUUAACAACGCUCGUUUCUCGAGUGCUAUUCUUCACCGACUGGUAGUGCUAACAUAGAGUGCUGCCGUGCAGACAACAAAGGAAGUAAAAAUGACGGCCAAGCAAUCUGUAACUGCGCCCUUGUGCGUGUCUGGACAAAACGUAUGAUCGUCGAAACACCUAAGCAACGCAAAAAGUGAUGUAUUUCGCAUGAUACAAAAAAUCAUAUAUGUCAUCUCCGAAGGGUGAUUUAAAUGUAAUACUAUUGCUAUUAAGAUAUAUUUAUUUGAAAAUGUUCAUCCCCACUUUCAUAUUGUCAUCAAGGGUCCUGGCAGAGGCUCGAAUUUGUCGAAGACAACAUUGAAGCACAAUUAUCGGGAAGAUGAAGCGGCCUAUAGUAUGCUAAUUAGGCUCCUUUACGUAUAUCUGAGCUUACUUUGCCUUAUAACAAAGCUUCUUCGCUGCUUUAUAAAAUCUUGAAACGCUCCUUAAUCUGUCCUCCGCCUUCCCUGCUUGAGCAUUUUGCAGACAUUUACCGAAGAUGUCAUUGAAACGUGCCUGACCAUUAUCUUUAGAUAAGAGUAGUGGCUAGCCCGUUUCCUCGCUUCAAGUUCGAUUCCCAUGACAAGGAAUUGCCGACCCACUUAUCAGACGGAGCGUCACGUGACCUAGCACUUCCGAUGCGCGUACCGCAGAAGAUUAUUGCAGACAACAGCUGUUCGCUGUGCGAUUCCGUGGUGUUCAGACUGGUCGCGCUCGAUGAGAAUAGAUUGGCUAUACAAUCAGUCGCGUACGUUAAUAUUUCAUGAGUAUUGUGUUGCAAGCGUUGAGGGAGAGCACAUGCAUCGUAAUACACUGAUGCUGAUCAGUUCUAAAUUGCUGUGUAUUCCACCCCGAAGUUUGUCGCCAAAGAGCAAGCCUCAAGGCGGCGCGUCAGGCGAGUCGGCAUUCUUGUGGGUCUUCCUCACUCUUUGGGACCUCUUGAGUAUGGCUUCGAGGUGACGGUGACCGCGAACGCCGACCGCGUUGUUGUCGCUGCUGCUCCAGCUUCGUUUCCCUCAAGUUGUCCUUCUUCGCGCCGGGAAGCACUGCCUCGGUCGAAGAGCUCGUCUGAUCUAUGCCUUGCUCGCUCCAGGUGGAGCCGCAGACCGAACUGUCGGUGAGUGCCACCAUCUCGGGC
This is a messenger RNA of Dermacentor silvarum, 5059 nucleotides long. RefSeq names its product adhesion G-protein coupled receptor G6-like. The record is from RefSeq and is a predicted model, not a curated record. The coding region runs from base 163 to 2757 and encodes 864 amino acids. The transcript is spliced from 13 exons. NCBI's taxonomy places the organism in Eukaryota, Metazoa, Arthropoda, Arachnida, Ixodida, Ixodidae. Gene Ontology annotation, cellular component: membrane. Gene Ontology annotation, biological process: G protein-coupled receptor signaling pathway; cell surface receptor signaling pathway. Gene Ontology annotation, molecular function: G protein-coupled receptor activity.